CGUGUCCGCUUCGCUCCGCCCGAACUCGCCUGACUGAUUGGCCUUUAACUUUACCACUCGCCAUUUUGUGUUGUUUACCUCCGUUGGCGGAGCUGGCUGUGAACGGAGACGGAGACGACGAGAGACUGCUGAAACGGAUGCUUAUCGAGUGGUGGCGAAGAAAACGCUCCGAGUAUCGAGUGUCUUGCCGUCCUCUGUCGUGUUGUGUGUUUUUGUGUGUAUGUUUUGUGCCUGUUUUGAACUCCAGUGUCGUUUCCGGCGCUCACAUAGUGCAGCCCGAGUUUCAAGUCCCGCGCAGUGCCAGUCGGCAGAGCGUUAUAGUAGCUUUUACCACAAACAGCGAUGGAGGCCAUAGCUAAGCACGACUUCAAUGCGACGGCUGAUGAUGAGCUGAGCUUCAGGAGAUCCCAGGUUCUAAAGGUGCUUAAUAUGGAGGACGAUAUGAACUGGUAUAGGGCUGAGCUCGAUGGCAAAGAAGGUCUCAUUCCAUCUAAUUACAUCGAAAUGAAGAAGCAUGACUGGUAUUAUGGUCGGAUCACGCGGGCUGAUGCCGAAAAACUGUUAAGCAACAAACACGAAGGAGCUUUUCUUAUACGAGUCAGCGAAUCAAGUCCCGGAGAUUUUUCACUAUCCGUCAAAUGUGGAGAUGGCGUACAGCACUUUAAGGUGUUGCGUGACACAAAAGGCAUGUUUUUUCUUUGGGUGGUGAAAUUCCCGUCGUUAAACGAAUUGGUCGAGUAUCAUCGUUCUGCAUCUGUGUCCCGCUCGCAGGACAUCAAACUUAAGGAUAUGCAUCCGGAUGAGGUAGGAGAGUGUCUCGUUCGAGCAAUGUACGACUUCACGCCGCAGGAAGCCGGUGAACUGGAGUUCCGCCGGGGUGAGAUCAUCAACGUAAUUGACCGCUCAGAUUCGAACUGGUGGGAAGGAGAGAUUGGAAAUCGACGAGGAUAUUUCCCGGCCACUUAUGUUAAUCCAUACCAACCAAAUUAGGCGCGCAUUCGUAAAUGACAAUAACAAUACGCAGCGACGAAUACACGUAUUUGCCAGCUAGACAUCCUCCAUUCGCGUGGGAACGAUGCACAUCAUCCGCGCUCUAUAUAUAAAUAUAUAUAUAUAUAUAUAUAUUUUGGUUGGAAUAGCGAGUUUGAACUGAGCCAACUGAAGUUACUUGAGUAGUGUACACUCGGCACCAACAAAACAGGAAGCAGAUAGACAUCACAACAACUACAAGAAUAGAAAACGCAAGAAAGGCACCGACGUACACGAGCAGAAAAAUCUGAUUAUGAUCAUAACUUAUUAUUAUACUAUUAGUACUACUUAUGUGACGUUAAAGGACUGAAAUGAAGUCGGCGUGGCCAAUCAAAGACAAACAUAGCAAGAUCAAUGCGUACAGAAGAUAUUUGUUUUUUUUCUUGUUAAUUGGUAUCGUUUUUAGUGGCAAUGAACGACAAACGAAUGAUUCUAUAGUAGUUUGUACUUGACUUGUAACUUCGAAGAAGUGCAAAACCGCGCUCAUAGCAAAAAAGCGCGCUGUUUUGAACUUAGAAGAAGUGGCAAUUUUAUGGAAAGACAACAACAGCAAAAAUGUUUUGUAUAGAGCAGCAUCCAUAUGCAUUAGGUAUUGAAUAAAAUACUUGUCAGAUAAAAGGAAAACAAUAAAGAGCUGAAAAAUAUAUAAGAAAACCCUA
Messenger RNA from Varroa destructor (honeybee mite), 1688 nucleotides. It is a transcript of the gene drk, whose product is annotated as growth factor receptor-bound protein 2 drk. NCBI's taxonomy places the organism in Eukaryota, Metazoa, Arthropoda, Arachnida, Mesostigmata, Varroidae. The record is from RefSeq and is a predicted model, not a curated record. Gene Ontology annotation, molecular function: protein binding.